AUGGCGGACGCAUCGCCGACAACUCCCCUCAUCCGACGGCAAGACCCGCCCCAGGUUCUGCCUCAAGUAACGAGGCUUCAGCACAUCUCAGUCGCCGCUGUUGCGGUACUGCACAUGCUCCGGGGCGCUGCGCUUCUUGCCUGUCCAGCCAUCGCAUUAUCAAGUUUUGCCGUGUCGAGAUCCAGCACAGCCAUCUUCUUUACGAGCCUGCUUGGGGUGCGAGACAUUGUCCUGGGAGGCUUGUUGGUCUUGGCCGAUCAUCGACGAGGCUAUGAAAUGCACAGGGCGCUGGGCAUUGCGCUCUUCAGCGAUUCCGUCGACACUUUCGUCCUGAUAUUUGCCGUGGCUUGCUCGGCCCGUCUCAAAAUCCCUGUCCCCGAGAUGCUGUCCGUCGUGUUGCUGGCUAUUCUAGAACAUCUGACCUUGUGGAGCUUUGACGACGAGAAUGACGAUGUGCCGGGUCCUUUCCACGAAGCAACCGUUCAUGUCUCGAGACUCGAUGAUAAGAGGUUGAGAUUGGGCAUGUGGCUUGACGACUUGAAAAGGGCAGAGUCGCUGCAAGAGGAUGCAUUUUCGUCCUCCAAAUCGCCACUCUCGUAA
This is a messenger RNA of Metarhizium album ARSEF 1941, 600 nucleotides long. RefSeq lists its product as uncharacterized. Bases 1 to 600 code for a protein of 199 amino acids. Lineage: Eukaryota; Fungi; Ascomycota; Sordariomycetes; Hypocreales; Clavicipitaceae. The record is from RefSeq and is a predicted model, not a curated record. The transcript has a single exon.